Messenger RNA from Astyanax mexicanus (Mexican tetra), 6992 nucleotides. Its product is annotated as probable ribonuclease ZC3H12C. Gene Ontology annotation, cellular component: nucleus; cytoplasmic ribonucleoprotein granule. Lineage: Eukaryota; Metazoa; Chordata; Actinopteri; Characiformes; Acestrorhamphidae. The record is from RefSeq and is a predicted model, not a curated record. Gene Ontology annotation, molecular function: mRNA binding; RNA endonuclease activity; metal ion binding. Bases 376 to 3066 code for a protein of 896 amino acids. The transcript has 6 exons.
UGCAGCUCUCAUUGUUCAAACCGCCUUCUGUGGAAAAAAGAUCUAUGGUGCAGAGUCCCUUCGUCUUCUGGCCGUUGGAAGGCCCCUGGGAACCCGCGAGCUUUGGGAUCGGAUCUCCUGCUUUUGGGUCUGCUUUCAAGAGUGUAGGAGCGCACUCGCAGGAAUCUUGGGGACGAGACAAUCUGCUGACGCUGGAUUGAGUGAAGUUACUUGCACUUAUCUUUGAGGAACUUUCUUUUUUGUGUACUUUCUUGGAUGUGCGCUGUCCCGACUGCCGGUUCACAUGACCACAGCAGUCUGAGGGGCGAGUAGCAGACGGGGCAGAGGUCAGCAGGGGUCAUCGGCAGCACGGCGCUGAAUGUCUCUGACAGCUUCAUGGGCCUGAAGGACCAUCUGGAUGAUGGAACAGGCCACAUCCUCGACCUGGGGCUGGAUCUGGACUACCUCCACGUGAAAGCCGUAGACCGGCAGGUCGGUGCCGAUGCCGGUCCCAGGAUGGACAGGGGUUCGUCAGAUGCUGGCGAGGAUUCAACCCCGUGCCCCAAAAGACCCUCUUCCUCCUCCCAGGGUGACUCAGAGGAGAGCGCUGGGUCUGAUAUCGAGGUGGAGCGCAGCUGCAGCCUCUCGCCCAGAGAUGCCCUGAGUGAAGGAUCAGCCCGAGCUGUCCACCCUCCACUCUGCCGAUCGCCAUGUCUGGAUUUGGAUUCGCCGGGGCCCCCCGACGCGACGCCGGACGAGCCCGAUCCCGUCAACACCCUCAGGGAGUAUCAAACCAAACUGGAGUUCGCUCUGAAGCUGGGCUACACAGAAGACUUGGUCCGACUAGUCUUGAGCAAGCUCGGACCGGACGCACUGAUCAACGACAUUCUCGGGGAGCUGGUGAAACUUGGCAGCAAGUCCGAGAGCGAAGGCAGCACCCAAACCUCAUCCAUGUCCACUACUUCUUCCUUAGCGUCUUCUGGUUCUUCAUCGUCUUCAGCAUGCAGCUUUUCCGAUUCUACAGAUUCACGGCAGUCGGAUUCCCCAUCUCAGGCCCUCCUGGACGAUAAGGAUAACCUGCGGCCCAUAGUUGUGGAUGGAAGUAAUGUAGCCAUGAGCCAUGGCAAUAAGGAGGUGUUCUCUUGCCAAGGAAUUCAGCUUGCGGUGGACUGGUUCCUUGAACGUGGUCACAAAGACAUCACAGUUUUCGUACCUGCCUGGAGGAAAGAGCAGUCUCGACCUGAUGCACUCAUCACAGAUCAAGAGAUUUUGAGACGACUGGAGAAAGACAAGAUUCUUGUUUUCACACCGUCCCGUCGAGUCCAGGGCCGCAGGGUGGUGUGCUACGAUGACCGAUUUAUCGUCAAGCUAGCUUACGAAUCAGAUGGAAUCAUUGUCUCUAACGACAACUACAGGGACUUGGCUGUGGAGAAACCUGAAUGGAAGAAAUUCAUUGACGAAAGGCUUCUGAUGUACUCGUUUGUUAAUGACAAGUUCAUGCCCCCUGAUGAUCCCUUGGGUCGCCACGGCCCAAGUCUCGAGAACUUCCUGAGAAAAAGGCCCAUCAUCCCAGAACACAAGAAGCAGCCUUGUCCUUAUGGGAAAAAGUGCACUUACGGGCACAAGUGUAAGUUCUACCACCCGGAGCGUGGCACACAACCCCAGCGCGCAGUAGCCGAUGAGCUCCGUGCCAGCGCCAAGACCUCUGCCGUCAAAAACACGACUGAAACUAGCCUGGUGAAGAGCCACAGUGUUCCUGGGGGAUCCCGAAACGAUAAAGCCGGCGAGGGAAAGCGUUCGCACCCAAAGAGGCAGUCAGACCCCAGCGUCCGCACCCUGUCUUAUAGUGAUGUGGAGGACAAGCUGAGCUCCAAAACCAAAGCAGACUCCACCAAGAGCAGUGUGACACUGCCCCCUGCACCAGGUGGGCCUCCUUCCUGUCACAGUUACCUGCAAGACCCAAGAGAGCAAACCUCCUGCUCUACCAAAAGUCAUGUAGCACCAGCUUUUCCACAAACGGACCCCUAUCCAACCUGCGAGUCUCCGGAUCACAGUUACUACUCCAUGGUCCGUGCCUACUCAGGUCUUGGUCUGUCUGCACAGCGAAGCCCAGAGCGGCACUUCCACCUACCGGAUGUGGAUCCACGGAUCAGCUCGGUUGCGUCAGAUUGCAGCAGUGAGGGCAGCGCCAGCUCUGACUCGUAUGGCACGGCGGGCCACAGUGAGCGCUCCUGCAUGAGUUCACCCGACUCUGGACUGAUGGACGAUGGGCUCAAGUGCCAUCAUCAUCUCCACCACCACCAGCAGCACCAGUACCAACAUCGCAGGCAGUAUCCGUUGCCUGGGACCUUGCCUCCUGGGACCUUGCCCCCAGGUACUUUGCCUCCACCCCAGCACCACCACCAGGGACGAGUGCUCUCAUCAGCUCCUCCACCGCACCCUGGUUACCACCACCACAGUGUAUCAAGGAUCCACAGUUUGGCACAAGAAGACCAGCCGCCAGACCCCCACUUCAAGCACUCAUUGUCCUACAUGUCCCCGCAAGUCCAACAUCAAACGGUUGCCGCCAGAUCAAGCUGUCCUGGAGACUACCCACCCCUCGCACACCCUCAGAGCUCCCCUCUGGGUCGAGGUUUGGCGUCCACGCGUCUGGACAGCGUGUCUGACUCCAGGCUCUACGACCACUCGCCUCUACCACCCAGGAAGGCUUACUUGGGCCAGGAGCGAAUGACCAGCUGGGAUCCAUACUACCGGCAAACCCCUCAGCCUUGCUAUGAGCACUUCACCUUCCAGAGCCUUCCUGAGAACCGUGAGCAGAUGUGGCGGGCGCCCUGGGGACGUUCUUCUCUUCCCCAUCCUCCUCCUCCUCAUCCCUCUCACAGUCCACAUCCCCAGUCUCACCAACAGCAUCAGGAGCCACCUGCCGUCAGUCGCUACCAGGAAGUGCGCGAGAAGGUGUUCGUAAACCUGUGCAACAUCUUCCCUACAGAGCUGGUGCAGCUGGUCAUGGGCCGGUACCCGCACGUGACCGAUGCCCAACAGUUAGCGGCCGCCAUCUUGGCUGAGAAAGGCCAGUCAGGCUACUGAGGGCCCUCUCGGAAACUGUAAAACUGUUAACCCUAAUUUUACAAUUUUCUAAGGAAUUUGUUUGCAUCUACAUGGAGAUUUGUCCAGGCCACGUACGCAAAGUUUUGCAGUGCUUCCGUUUAGAGGUUUCCAAAGUUCACGUGGGAACCUGUGAACGCGGCCGCAGUGAGGACAAGCCAUCACAGAGUUCGUAGUUGGGGUCUUUGUUCUUUGUUUGACUUUGUUAAGGUCACAAAUUUAUCCAGCAGCGGAACCAGAACCGCUGUAGUAGCAAAUUUGUCUACUUGAGGUGUGAAUGUGUGGCAGUGUGAGUGUGGAAUUAUUUAUUUUGAUCUAUAUAUUUUCUGCAAGUUUUUUGCUUUAUGUUAAUACAUUUGAUAGUUAUGUUCAGGUGAGCAUGUAUUGAUUCACAGGGCACUUUUUUCCAUUGCUGUUUAUCAAAUUCGGUUUGGUAACUUAUGGCAAUCAGGCAAGAUCUGAUGGAAGGCCAGAUUAUUUGUGAUGGACAGAACAAGAAACUGGGGUGACUUAACAUACCAAAAUGAAGGAAUCCACCACAUCAAAUACUCAAAUACACACAAAAAGCGAAGGGCAGGACCCUGUCUGCUUUUUUUUCCCCUUGUCAUUGUCUUAUAGCAAGGAAUUUCAGCCUCCUGCCUUGGCAAGACUCAUAAAUUUUCUAUUCUUUUGCAUUCCUCCAGAUACCAUUAGUCCCGCAUUUCUCUGGCCUCUCACCGUCUUUGUCUUUGUGACGUAAUGCCUAUUCUCACUUGAAAAGUUUGUUUUAUUUUUAAUUUUAAUUUUGUGUCCUUUAAAAUCGAUUUCCCUUCAACCAUUUCCUGUUUGAAUCAUGAAGGUUUGGUUCUGUGGGAAUACGCACGAGUAGUAAGUAUUAUUUUACUUGUAGAGUAGCUGUGUUUAAAUUAUUAUUGUUGUUAUUAUUGUUAUCAUUAUUUGCUGUUUCUUUUUGUUUUAUUUUCGUUAAGCUUUUUUUUGCUGAUGUGUUCGGUUACGAAGAUACGGUAUGUGUGAAUGUGUGGUUGGUUAUGUGCUUGUGUGUGUGUGUGUGUGUGUGUGUGUGUAUGGGGUACUUGGGUUGAAUUUUUUUCUUGUCAGUUUUACAUUGAAUUGUCAGUGUUACGAUUCAACGGCUUUGGAUGUAUAAUAUGAAAAAAGACUUCAGCCUUCAGUGGCCACCCUAAACGACAGCAGGUGUUCUGCUGAAUGCAGGGGUUUGGGGCUGACGGCACUUCUGGCUAACCUCCGGGAAAAUUCCGGGAAACUUCCUGGAUAUAUCUGGGGGAAACUUCAAGGAAACUUCCUGGAUACUUCUGGGAUAUUUCCCGAAAACUUCCGGGGAGCUUCCAGGAAAUUCGGGCGUGGUCCGACUGUAGUCACAGGUGUAGUGUAGUUGAGACAGUUGCCGCCGGCUCUGUGUACCUUAGUUUUAGUAAGGGACGUCUCUGGCUUCACGAAUGGGGUGGAAUUCUUCGUUCUAAUUUUAUCCUUGUAUUUUAGCCGAUUGCGUUUUUCGCAAAACCGUACUUGUACGUUUUUUUCGGAUCUCCCCAUCCAUCCAGGUCUUUGGAAAUCUGUUCCAAAUCUGUUCCUGAAGUCACCCAUGGUAGCCAGAGAAUACCUGUCCUUGUUGAUACAAAUUGUAUCUUUUUUUAACUUAAAAAUCAGAGACAUUUAUAUACAUAUAAUCUAUGGGAAAAAAAUAUAUUCACACACAGUUAUGUACAAUAGGUAGUACUUGUGUAAUUUAAGAGAUAUUUUUGGCAACAUUUUAUCAUUACUUCAAGGAGAACGAUUCCAGUGUUUCUUUUUUUGAGCGACGAAGAGCAUAAAAUGCAUCUUUUAAAAGGAAGGAGGGUAUUAUUAUGAUGACGGAGAUAUCUGAAGUAUUUUAUUUAUUUAUUUUCUUUGGAAGCAAAAUUUUAUUUAUGGUCUAUACCUAGAAUUUUAAAUUUGGUGUGUAAAUUUUAAAUCUUAAUUCUUAGAAUUUUACAAAAUUGUUAGGUGUUUGAAUUUGUAUACUAUUGGUACUAUCCUGGGCUGUUUUCCAAAAAAAAAAAAAAAAACGUAGCAUAACUGGCUCAUGUGCUACGAUCAUUUUGAUUUUUUUUUUUGGAAAACUAAGCAAUGAUGAAAACAAAACACAAAACAAACAAACAGUGUGUAAUUUGAAAUUUGACCACAGAAAAAUGAUCAUAAACACACUUGCUGUUGUAUUACAUAUUCAAAAUAUAAGCAAAUAAGACAUACAGUUUACAAUAUUGAGAAAUACAGCUCUGGAAAAAAAAUAAGAGUCAACUUCAGUUUCUGAAUCAGUUUAUCUGAUUUUGGGUAUAUGUUUGAGUAAAAUGAACAUUGUUGUUUUAUUCUAUAAACUACAGAGAACAUUUCUCCCAAAUUCCAAAUAAAAAUAUUGUCAUUUAGAGCAUUUAUUAGUAGAAAAUGAGAAAUGGCUGAAAUAACAAAAAAGAUGCAGACCUUUCAGACCUCAAAUAAUGCAAAGAAAACAAGUUCAUAUUCAUAAAGAUUUAAGAGUUCAGAAAUCAAUAUUUGGUGGAAUAACCCUGGUUUUUAUUUACAGUUUUCAUGCAUCUCGGCAUGUUCUCCUCCACCAGUCUUACACACUGCUUUUGGAUAACUUUAUGCCACUCCUGGUGCAAAAAUUCAAGCAGUUCAGCUUGGUUUGAUGGCUUGUGAUCAUCCAUCUUCCUCUUAAUUAUAUUCCAGAGGUUUUCAAUUUGGUAAAAUCAAAGAAACUCAUUAUAUUUAAGUGGUCUCAUAUUUUUUUCUUAGAGCUGUAAAAGAAUCUGAUGCAUUUAAGGAGGACUGGACUUAGGAUCCAGGAAAGGCUACACAAUGAAAAAAAAAGAAACAAUAUGGGGGUAAAAUGCUGCCUGAAAUAUGUUUGUUAGGAGCAACUUUUUUUUGUUUUAAGAAGAAAAAAAUAAAAGAAGAGCCUUCCCUCUAGCCAGGUGGCACCAUGUGCCAUCGUUGGCGGUGGCGUGGGUAUAGAGUAAAUGCCUCUACAUGGCAUUGUGCUUAAGACACAUCUGAAUAAUCUGAACCAUGUUCAGCUUACGAGUUUUCAGGGCCGGCUUUAUUGCAGGACGUUCUUAAUACCGACGUAUUUGCAGAAACAAAAACCGGCAUAAUGUCGUUACAUGUGGCGAAAUAAAUGUACAGUUUUUUGUGCAGAUACACUGCUUUAAGAACCCCCUCAUGUAAAGUGGUACCGCUUUUCACAAAUAUAUAUAAAUAUAAAUAGAAAACGAGUUGUUUCUCAUUGUGACGUACCGUGUGUCAAAACCUUUUGACGGACUUGUUGUGCGUAACGUUGCCGUGUUGGUGUCACGCCUUUCUUCUUCUCUCCUUUAGAAGUGUUUCAGCUCGCCUUGUUAAACUGCCUCACAAGUCGUGGUGAAGAAAACUGUACAUAGGCUAACUAUCCAAACCCGCUAUCGCAAAACUAUCGUAUCUUGAUCUAAGGAAUGACUCUUCCAGCUGUACUUCUGCUGAACUCGUUUCCACAGAGCUGAUCUUGGGACUUCUUGGUCACACAUUUCUUGAUUCAUGGUAUAUGUAGGCUUUAUGCUUGAGGACCAAAGUAAGCAGUGAACUAGUUAACGUUAGAUUUUGAAAGGCCCAAUGAUAGUGCAUUUGAUGGUCAAAGCAGAUAGUCUUUUUGAGAUUAUUUUAAGAUAUUUUUGGUUUGUUUUGUUUUUAAACCAGAGGAAAUUAUGUUUGUGGAAGAUAAAUAGUUUUGAAUCAAUAUCAUGUCGACAAAAUGUGUGGUUACACAAGUUACACAAAUUAUUGUUGCUGCAUAUCCUGGAGUUUCCAAAUGUGUAUUUUUAUUGAAACAAAGAUGUCACCAAAUCUUACGAAUGAAAUAAAAAAAUGAGAAAUUU